Messenger RNA from Caenorhabditis remanei, 516 nucleotides. RefSeq lists its product as uncharacterized. The record is from RefSeq and is a predicted model, not a curated record. The coding region runs from base 1 to 516 and encodes 171 amino acids. The transcript has 5 exons. Lineage: Eukaryota; Metazoa; Nematoda; Chromadorea; Rhabditida; Rhabditidae.
AUGUCUGCUGCUACAAAACGAUAUAAUGGCGACAAAUUGCCUGACAAUAUAUUGAAGUACAUAAAGGGAGGAAGCUUUGAAGGUACAAACCGAGAUUAUAUGAUUAAAUUUAUUGAAGACCUUCAUCAAACAGGAAAAGGAGGAACAAUGUUGGGCCAAGCUAAACAAUUGUUGCUUGAUAUCAGUAAAUGUUGGGAUCGUUUUGAAGUUAUCCGAACAAAGCAAAUGGUAUAUAUGAGCAGGAUGAUAAAAUGCGAAGAAAUCAUUGAAAUUCUACAAAGUAAUAAUACAUCGGCAAAACAAGACUAUUUGACAAAACUUUGCGUGCAAUUCCACGAUGAUUUCCGCCACACAUGCGAUUUUCGUGAAAAGUGCGAUAAGAAAAUCCAGCAAACAACAAUCGAAGACCAACAAAAACAACUUUUCUGGAACACUGGCAAGAUAGUCGAUGACGAUCCUGAAGUCUGUCAACCUUCUAUUGAGAUGUUCAAAGAAAAUCGACCACGUGAGCAUUGA